Messenger RNA from Arachis duranensis, 1077 nucleotides. RefSeq lists its product as uncharacterized. Lineage: Eukaryota; Viridiplantae; Streptophyta; Magnoliopsida; Fabales; Fabaceae. Bases 133 to 711 code for a protein of 192 amino acids. The record is from RefSeq and is a predicted model, not a curated record. The transcript is spliced from 3 exons.
UAGUUGGCACUUGGCAACUCCACUUAUAGGAUCAAAAGACGGUGUGUAUAAAGAAAGAAAGAAAGAAGAAAGAACCGUUUUGGUUAUUGUUUGAGAGAUCAGAGAGAGAGAGAGAGAGAGAGAGAGAGAGAAAUGGGGAAUUGUCAAGCAGUGGAUGCUGCAGCUUUGGUGAUACAGCAUCCAAAUGGGAAGAUGGAAAGGUUGUAUUGGCCAGUGAGUGCAACUGAGGUUAUGAGGAACAACCCAGGUCACUAUGUUUCUUUGAUUAUUCCAUUCCCUGUUGCUGAAGAAGCUCAACAUCAACAACAGAAGAACAAGAAUCAUAUUGAAGACGACGACAACAACAACAACAACAACAAGAACAGCACUCUGCUUGUUACUCAUGUUAAGCUGCUUAGGCCUAAUGAGAUUCUCACUCUUGGCCAUGCAUACCGCCUCAUCACCACUCAAGAUGUUGUAAAAGUGUUGAGAGCAAGGAAGCUUGCAAAGUUGAGAAAGCCAUUGGAGAAGACAAGUGAGAUGGUGCAAACAGUGCAUCAUGAUAAGAAAAGCUCAGUUGGAGAAAAUGAAGAGAAUUUGAAUACAGGAAGUACAUAUCAGACAGCCAGAGCAGAGAGACAAAAGCUGAGAGCAGCUCCGGUAAAUCCUCCGGCAUCGAAGAUGAAACCAUGGCGCCCCUCCUUGCAGAGCAUCUCAGAGGCUGGAAUUUGAACCUUGCUAGGUUGUGGGCUUGUGGCUAACAUGUACAGUGCUUCAGAACAUCACAUGAAGUUUUUCUUUCAUCUCAGAAGGUGCCCCCUCAUUGAAUUCCUGACCCUGAUAACAUGGCCGAGGAUUCAACAGAGGUUAAAACUAGAUAGUUCUCUUCCAUCACCAAUCUCAUACUCAAAAAGUGAAUAACAACAUAUUUGUAAAGCACUAAAAGCAAAGGAAAAAAAAAGUAGUGAAUGUCAAAAUUUACCAAUAGUGAAGUUUUUGUUAUAAUUAAAGGAUCCAUAUGAUGCUAGAGAAAGGAAAAUUUCUUACAUUGGAAAUGACAACUAUGAAGUGGAAGUCACUUCAGCUUUGAGUUCCAAA